This is a messenger RNA of Anguilla anguilla (European eel), 2059 nucleotides long. RefSeq names its product DCN1, defective in cullin neddylation 1, domain containing 2b (gene dcun1d2b). The record is from RefSeq and is a predicted model, not a curated record. The transcript has 9 exons. Gene Ontology annotation, biological process: protein neddylation; positive regulation of ubiquitin-protein transferase activity. The coding region runs from base 358 to 1176 and encodes 272 amino acids. Gene Ontology annotation, molecular function: ubiquitin-like protein binding; ubiquitin conjugating enzyme binding; cullin family protein binding. Lineage: Eukaryota; Metazoa; Chordata; Actinopteri; Anguilliformes; Anguillidae. Gene Ontology annotation, cellular component: ubiquitin ligase complex.
CCGAGCCUGCAAUCAGUUUCAGUUCACGGUGCAUGGCGAUGACUGUGUUUUGCUUUCUUGUUUUUAAAAAAUUAUUGGCUAAUAUUUCUGUCUCACAAAACGCAUUUCUGUUUUAGCAGGCUAGGUAAAUUGCUCGACGUUUCCAGCUAGCCGGUCGAACCCACCUUUGUCAAUUUGACAGCAGAUAGAAUGCUGUUUACACUGUGUACAUCCCAUCAGUGAAUUUAAGUGGUGGUAACAGGACGAGUGUAUUUUUGCAUGUUUUAGAUAUAUUCCGAGUUCAGUAACAAUUCGAGUGGAUGUUUUUCACUGAAGCAUAAACUGAAGUCGUCGCAGAAGGACAAGGUUCGUCAGUUCAUGUCCUUCACGCAGGCCGGUGAGAAGACAGCGGUAUACUGCCUCACACAGAAUGACUGGAAACUAGAGGUGGCCACAGACAACUACUUCCAGAAUCCAGACCUCUACCACAGGGAAUCCAUGAAAAACUCAGUGGACAGAAAGAAGCUGGAACAGCUUUACAACCGGUACAAAGACCCCCACGAUGAGAACAAGAUCGGGAUCGACGGGAUCCAGCAGUUCUGCGAUGACCUCACUCUUGACCCGGCCAGCGUGAGCGUGCUGGUGGUGGCGUGGAAGUUUCGGGCCGCCACCCAGUGUGAGUUCAGCCGGAAGGAGUUCCUGGACGGCAUGGCUGAACUGGGCUGCGACAGUCCCGACAAGCUGAAGGCGAUUCUGCCCAGGCUAGAGCAGGAGCUCAAGGACAGUGGGAAGUUCAAAGACUUCUACCAGUUUACCUUUAACUUCGCUAAGAACCCUGGACAGAAGGGGCUAGAUUUAGAGAUGGCUGUAGCUUACUGGAACUUAGUUCUGACUGGAAGGUUCAAAUUCCUGGACCUCUGGAACAGGUUUCUAUUGGAACACCACAAGCGCUCGAUUCCCAAAGACACCUGGAACCUGCUCCUAGACUUCGGCAACAUGAUUGCUGAUGACAUGUCCAAUUAUGACGAGGAAGCGGGAUAUUGCAAUGCAAAAGAACAGACCUUGGUUCUAUUCAUAGCAUCCAUACUACCACCAGACAUAUGCACCAGCCAGUCCACCGCUCUGUGGAGGGAAUUCCUGUGCCAUCAAACGACAGUUUUCAAACGGGCCUCAACCAGGGAGGUUUUUGCCUGGUGAAGUGUUGAGAUCAAGUUGGAACGAUGGGGGCGUGGCCUGUCCUCAUCGAUGACUUUGUGGAGUUUGCACGGCCAAUCGUAACGGGGGGCAAACACAAAACUCUAUAAACGCUGCCUGGCAACAGAGGGCUUUUAUCCCUUUAUUUUGACUUUUGUUGUUUUUUCUUUUUUUAAAGUGGCAAGAAAGAAAAACAAGAAGAAGAAAAAAUAAAUAAAAAAAACACUUGAAAUUGUGAAACCGCUCUACCGUCAGUAACACGAAAGGGCAGGGUGAGGACAACCAGGCAACCAAUCAGGCAGCGGAGUGGAAAGGAACCGCCUUUUUUUUUUCUUUCUUUCUUUCUUUGGCUGGAGUUGCUACACACACUGCAGCUGCCUCUACAGCGAGCGGGGGAGGAGGGGCCGACCGGCCCCCUUCGAAAAGCCACGCGCCACCUGGCACACGCCCGCCGUACGCUCCCGCCACCCCCAUCGCCGGGCAGCUCCAAUAGGGGGGGGCGCUGUGACUGCACCCCCCCCUCCCCGGGGAGCCCCCCCCCCGCCUGUGCUUGGGUUAUGUUUUGGGAGGAAGAGGAGGAGUGAGGGGGGUGGAGUGGCUGUAUGAUAUAGGGCAGAUUCUGCAUGCUUUUUUUUUGUACAGUGAACAGUGUUCAGGACACGUCUGUGAUCUUACUCAGACAGACAGUUUGACAGGGCAGCAUGCAGGUCAACCCCUGACAACACCAGCAGCGACGCUACAACUAAAGCUGUAAUAUAAUGUAUCUAUGUAGAGACUAUUAUAUAUACAUAUAUAUAUAUAAUAUAAAUUCAUGACAUAUAUAAGCAAAAGGUAUGAACGAGAAAAGUAUUUGUGGUGUAAAUUAAACCCUCAGUUAUACACUUCA